AUGGUGAAGACGCUACAACCUCCGGGAAAUGGCAAUGGAUCGAAUCCUACAGCUACGGCCAAGCUCAAGUCGACUGCUGGUAAGGCUCACUCCACCAAGUUCAGCCUCGACCCACCUCCGCCACCACUUCAAGAGAAGGAGCGUGCUCAGCCAGCAGUCGCCGCGAUAAAGGACCGCGGCGCUCAGAGACAGGCUUCAAUUGCUGGCGCCGACCUGAGCAAUCAGAAUAAGGAAGGAGAUGGACGCACAACAUCGAACAGCAUACUUGGCCGUCAACCCCAUCCGAAAAGACGAUUCGAUCUCGCCAGCUUUUGCCGUCCCCAAAGCCUGAGCAAGGACGGACGCUCAGCCUUGUUGAACGAGACCGAACCCGAGACAACACGCCGUUGCACGCGUGAGAGGGUUGUGGACCGCGCCGACUGGGAGUGGUCAUGGACGCUCAAGCAGAGUCAGGUGCGAGGGCGUGAUCAUCAGAGACAGGUGAGCUCUCUUGGCUGUCCACAAGGACAGACCCUCGCAAAUUUAAACCCUGGUUUCUUUAUACGGUGCCCGUCACUCACAGCCAUCCCGCUCCGCCACGUUCUUUCCUUUCGCCCAUUUGCCUGGACUGGGGCACCUCCAAGACGUGCUCGCAUACGUCGUUGGCGCUCAAGUCAAACUCAUCAAAUUUCGCGACGUCGGUGAUCCAGACGGCGACCACGACUCCGAAUCCGAAUCAGCACGUCGUCCACGAAAACUCAAGAUCGCAUCGCACACAAGCGCAACAUCGGCCACGGAGGAAUAUCACACAUGUGCUUGGAGCGCCGACACUCGGUACUUCCCCCACGACCCGAUGUUGGCCGUAGCCGGCAAAUCGAGAGUAAUCAACCUCUUUCGGGUGCGGCACAAUCCGUUGACCAACAAGGUGGAGCUGCUGUUGGAAAGGCGAAUGACUGGAUUUGGCGAGGUCAGUUGAGACACAGUAACAUUGGGUCUAUUUUCGUGGGCAUGCCUGAGCAUUACCUGCUGCUGUGCGGUACAGAUCAUUCGAGAGCUCAAGUUUUCACCCCAGCACCCUCACUGCCUCGCGGUCGCAUGCGACGACGGCGGUAUAUACCUCCUCGAUCCAACAGUAGAGCAGGGCAGUGAUGAAGCGAUGGCGAAGUCGAUCAAAGAGCACCUUCAGAGACAGGGAUCGCCGCCCGUGACGGCCAAGCCUGUCGAGCGACCUGCUGUACCCGGUGAGCUCCGAGCCCUGCUGCUCACGCAUCAUGAGUACAAUCAAGGGAUGCUCUCCGUCGACAUCCAUCCUAGACUACCUCUCGUCGUUGCAUCGGCUCGAGAUGGUAGGAUCUUCGUCUGGUCUCUGCCCAAGACGACUUUUGGCCCCGGGUGGCCGAGCCCGGACGAUCCCACGCCAUGGUGUCGGGACUUACCCAUCGUUGAGCAGUUCGAUCCGCCGAUCUUCAUCUCGAGCCUCAUCCACCCAGGUCACGUCAGCGAACAGGUUUGUUGGGCAUCAUCAACGACAUGUCACAUCCUUUCUCGAGCGGCCCACACCUACGUUGACGUCGAAGCGGGUGACCGACCGCGACGACCCAUGAAGGAGCUCAAGCUGUGGAUUCCGCAUAUGCUCGAUACGCUUCCCAACGGAGCGACGGAGCAGUAUGCCUAUACAUCUCAGCUCGAAUCGACUGCUCAAGAUCGCGUUCCAGCUCCGAUUUGCACCGACGCGAAUAACGACCCUCGACCGAAUGGAUCGAACCUCAUCCCGUCGUCGGCUUUCACGGUGGACAAGACUCUGAUCCUGACGGAUAUUGACGUCUCCUCUUUUGCUGUACAUCGAACGCCCUUGACUGAUCGUCGCGGGAAAGCCCCCAUUGAAGAAACCCUCGUUGCAUUCAUGACCGCAUUCGACCCAGCGCUCUUCAUGCUCCGUCCCUUCGCACUAGAAGCCCGUGCCGAACAAAACCUGCAACAUCAAGCCAAGACAUGGCUUCAAUCUCUCGACUCGAUCGCGACAACCCUACUCCCGAAAGAGCCCCGACCUGACGAAGAGUACAGAAUUGAUUGGUCCCCCGAUCGGAUCAUUGAUCUGUCAUUACCGGAGGAUGGCCAGAUGCCUAUUUUCAGGAGCUUGGCGGUCUCACCUAAUGGAGCUAAGUGGGUCGCCGGCGUGGGCGAGAACGGCUUGAUUUCUUGGUGGAAAAGGACACGAGUCUCACAAAAGGCUGAUUCAGAUGAUUCCGAGAUGGGUUCGGAAGUAUUUUGA
Molecule: messenger RNA, 2251 nt
Organism: Microbotryum saponariae
Lineage: Eukaryota; Fungi; Basidiomycota; Microbotryomycetes; Microbotryales; Microbotryaceae
Source: the annotation of a GenBank genome assembly